GCAUCUGGCUAAACACAACUUCCUUUACAACUUUGGAACCACAAAUUCGAAAUAAAGUGAAACUUAGUAGUACAAACAUCAGGAGAGAACUUGAUAAGCAUUGUCAUAUUUCAACCCUUGUGGCUUUUCUGUUUAUUUCCUGUAUGUCCGCGGACUCAUUUGAAAUUUAAAUACCCACGCAAACUUAUACAUCUGUGAUCACUAACCUUUAUAUUAUCUUCAUUUCAGUAUCACUAUUUUCCUCUGAUUCUUAGUUUCCAAAAACACAUUUGCUAUAAUUAGCACUGAAGAUUUCUCGCAAAGAAGAUAAGAAAGAAUGUGAUUUGAUAUCUCAGUACAGAGACAUGACUACACCUUCAAGGCGAUCAAGCUCAGCAAGUAAUUCAGGCGAGACUAAAGCUAAUGAACGUUCCUUGGCAGCAUUACUAGGUGGUUGGCCUAAUCACAAGGCUCAACUGCCAGAAGAAUGUUCGGUUGAUACCGAAACCAAUGUGCAGGGUAGCAAUUUGAAGUCACAGAAUGCGACUUCCAAACUUUCUGACAUGGAGAAAAUGAAAGAAAGAUUUGCAAAACUGAUGCUUGGUGAAGACAUGUCUGGAAGUGGUAAAGGGGUUUGCACAGCUUUGGCUCUUUCAAAUGACAUCACUAAUCUCUCUGCUACAAUUUUCGGGCAACUGUGGAGAUUGGAACCGUUGUCUUCCAAGCAGAAAUCAAUGUGGAGAAGAGAGAUGGAGUGUCUCCUUUGUGUCUGCAAUCACAUUGUUGAAUUUGUACCGUCGUGGCAGAGAUUACCAGAUGAAAGUGAAGUUGAGGUAAUGACUCGUAGACCACGGGCAGAUCUUUAUAUGGACCUCCCAGCACUUCGUAAGCUCGACAACAUGAUCCUUGAAAUCUUAGACGGGUUCAGUAGCACAGAGUUCUGGUACAUUGAACCAGGGAACAUAGCCUAUAAUGAUGAUUUGUCAGCCUCCUUUCGCAAAACUAUGCAGCGCCAAGAGGCAAAAUGGUGGCUUCCUGUGCCUCGUGUACCCUCAGGGGGCCUCCUGGAAGAGACAAGGAAGCAAUUGAGCCAUAUACGUGAUUGUGCAAACCAGAUACUGAAAGCUGCCAUAGCUAUCAAUAACAUGGCCUUGGCUGAGAUGGAAAUUCCAGAAUCAUACUUGGAAAGUCUUCCAAAGAAUGCACGAACUUGUCUAGGAGAUUUCAUCUACCGUUAUAUCACUUCAGAACACUUCUCUUUGGAUUGCUUGCUAGAUUGCCUUGAUUUGUCUACUGAACAUUCCUCCUUAGAGAUGGCUAAUCGCAUUGAGGCAUCAAUUUAUGUAUGGCGCAGAAAUCCCCAUUAUGGUAGCCCCUUAAAUACUUUAAACCAGUCUCCAGCAAAAUCAUCUUGGGAGAUGGUUAGAGAUUUGAUAAUUGACGAAGAUAAGACAGAUUUGUUUGCUGAAAGGGCAGAAAGCGUUCUGCGAACCUUAAAACAACAGUUUCCCUGUCUUAGCCUUACUACACUUGACACCAGCAAGAUACAAUGCAAUAAGGACAUUGGAAAAUCCAUACUGGAGAGCUACUCUAGAGUCCUGGAGAAUUUGGCAUACAAUAUUGUUGCACGCGUUGAUGACUUGUUAUACGUAGAUGACUUGACUAGGCAAUGUGAUAAGCUCUCUUCAGUUUCUAAAGUAAGUGUGAUAAGUCGCAAAAGGGUCACAGUCCAUUAUCCGCUGUCGGCCUCAGGCACUCCUUACAAGUCCGCUUGUGCAACACCAAAAUUUUCACCAGCACAGAUUGUAAAUAGUCCUGCUAAGGCUGAAAAAAGUCCACUUGGUGAUGGAAACAACAGCAGCAGGAUCAGUCAUCGCGGCUUUGGGGUGAGAAAAGUGUUGUCUAAUUAUCUGGGCUGCGAUGCGGAUGUUAAUAGCUGUGUCAGUGAUCAUCAAGGUUCAUAUUCUGUUGGUAGAAAAAGUGUGGAGGUGCUAGCAUCAAGUAAACAGAAGGAAAAUUCAGAGCCCUGAAAUUGAGUUCAGCUCUUUAGAGUAAACUAGUCAAGUAUAUAGGAAUGCUGAAAUGCUGCUUGGUAGUCUCAUAGUGCAUUGUAUUGUCACAAAGACACAUUCAUGUGUGAGAGUUAUUUUGUUCAAGUACUACAAUGUCUAAUACAUAUCUUGUUGGACAACUGAGUAAAGGAAACAUAGUGAAUGAA
Messenger RNA from Daucus carota subsp. sativus, 2197 nucleotides. RefSeq names its product rop guanine nucleotide exchange factor 5. The transcript is spliced from 7 exons. The coding region runs from base 345 to 2009 and encodes 554 amino acids. NCBI's taxonomy places the organism in Eukaryota, Viridiplantae, Streptophyta, Magnoliopsida, Apiales, Apiaceae. The record is from RefSeq and is a predicted model, not a curated record. Gene Ontology annotation, molecular function: guanyl-nucleotide exchange factor activity.